Molecule: messenger RNA, 699 nt
Organism: Moneuplotes crassus
Lineage: Eukaryota; Ciliophora; Spirotrichea; Euplotida; Euplotidae
Source: the annotation of a GenBank genome assembly
AUGUCGACUGAUUUCUCAUUAACCACCUUCACAGAGCAGGGUAUCCUUCCUCAGGUAGUCUAUUCCUUAAAGGCAGUGGACAAUGGAGACAAUAGUAUUGGCAUCAAGGCUAAGAAUGGAGUAGUCAUUGCCACUGAGAAGUCAUCAACCAUUCUCGUUGAUGAAGACAGCUACCAUAAAGUUCAGAAUAUCUCUGACACAAUUGGCUGCACAUAUGCAGGCAUUGGCCCAGAUUACUACUCAGUCAUUAAGAAGGCAAGAAAAGACUGUCUUAAGUAUGAGCAGAUCUAUAGAGACAAGAUCAGCGUAUAUCUUCUUGCCAAGAACUUAGCAGAGUUGAUGCAGGAGUACACACAAGCAGGAGGUAGAAGACCAUUCGGUGUUUCAAUGUUGCUAGCAGGUAUUGACCAUGACGGACCAAGACUUUAUCAAGUUGAACCAUCAGGUGCAUUCCAUUCCUACAAAGCAACUGCUUUGGGAAAGAACUCCCCCAAUGCAGAGAAUUUCUUAGAAAAGAGAUAUGAAGAUGAUCUUGAAUUAGAGGAUGCCAUCCAGAUCGCUCUUCUGACAAUGAAAGAGGGAUUCGAAGGAGAAAUGAAUGAAACUAACAUUGAAAUUGGAGUUGUCAGCACAGAAGACAAAAACUUUAGAGUCCUUACCCAACAAGAAGUUAAAGACUAUCUCAAGGAAGCUGAGUAA